AUGAACUCCACCGGCCCGAGCUACCCGCUGGCCUCGCUCUACGUGGGCGACCUGCACGCCGACGUGACGGAGGCCAUGCUCUACGAGAAGUUCCUGCCCGCCGGGCCCAUCUUGUCCAUCCGCGUGUGCCGCGACGUGGCCACCCGCCGCUCGCUGGGCUACGCCUACAUCAACUUCCAGCAGCCGGCCGACGCGGAGCGGGCGCUGGACACAAUGAAUUUUGAGGUGAUCAAGGGCCAGCCCAUCCGCAUCAUGUGGUCCCAGCGAGACCCAGGACUUCGAAAGUCAGGUGUGGGCAACAUCUUCAUCAAGAACCUGGAGGAUUCCAUCGACAACAAGGCCUUGUAUGAUACCUUCUCCACCUUUGGGAACAUCCUCUCUUGCAAGGUGGUGUGUGACGAGUCCGGCUCCCGGGGCUUCGGGUUUGUCCAUUUUGAGACCCACGAGGCUGCGAAGCAGGCCAUCAGCACCAUGAACGGCAUGCUGCUGAAUGACCGCAAAGUCUUCGUCGGCCACUUCAAGUCCCGACGGGAGCGGGAGGCGGAGCUGAAGACUCGGGCCCUGGAGUUCACCAACGUCUAUGUGAAGAACCUCCCGGGGGACGUGGAUGAGCAGGGCCUGCGGGACCUCUUCUCCCAGUUUGGGAAGAUGCUGAGCGUGAAGGUGAUGAGGGAUGACAGUGGCCAGUCCCGGGGCUUUGGCUUCAUCAACUUUGAAAAGCACGAGGAAGCCGAGCAGGCGGUGAAGAUGGUGCAUGGGAAGGAGGUGAGCGGGCAGGUGCUCUACGCGGGCCGGGCCCAGAAGCGCAUCGAGCGCCACAAUGAGCUGAAGCGCAGGUUUGAGCAGAUGAAGCAGGACCGGCUGAACCGCUACCAGGUGAUGACAGAGGGUAGCCACAGCAAGGGGUUUGGCUUUGUGUGUUUUUCCUCUCCAGAAGAGGCGACCAAGGCCGUGACCGAGAUGAACGGGCGCAUCGUCGGCACCAAGCCUCUGUACGUGGCGCUGGCCCAGCGCAAAGAGGAGCGGAGGGCCAUCCUGUCCAACCAGUACAUGCAGCGCCUCUCCACCAUCCGGGCCCUGGGCAGCCCCCUCCUGGGCUCUUUCCAGCAGCCCGCCAGCUACUUCCUGCCCUCCGUCCCCCAGCCUCCGGCCCGAUCUGCAUACUUUGGCUCUGGCACCAUGGCCCCCAUUCGGCCUCCACCCCGGUGGUCAGCCCAGCCACUGAGACCGUCUUGUGACCUUGAGGGAGCAGGCUCUGUGCCAAGAAUCCAGGUGGUCCUCAUGGCUCCCCCAGUACCACCCUGGGGUGGGGGGUCUCAGCCACCCCGGGAGCGGUGUGCACCAGCCCUCAAGAGGGGGUCCUCUACAGGUGAGCGGCUCUACCCGCUCAUCAGCCGUGUCCACCCCGAGCUGGCUGGCAAGAUCACGGGCAUGUUGCUAGAGAUCGACAACUCGGAGCUGCUGCUGAUGCUGGAGUCUCCGGAGUCCCUCAGUGCCAAAAUCCAAGAGGCCCUGACCGUGCUGCAGGCACACCAGGCCACGGAGCAGCAGAGGGGAUUCCUGCACUAAAGAAAGCCAGCAGAAAAUGGAGCCCGCACUCCCACAGCUGCCAAGAGCGCUCCUCGUGACGGGGAACCGUGGCUGUCCCCCCUGGGCUGUAUCUCCAUGGCUGUGUGUGGACUGAAGGCUGGCCGCCCAGCCCGC
This is a messenger RNA of Echinops telfairi (small Madagascar hedgehog), 1704 nucleotides long. It is a transcript of the gene PABPC1L, whose product is annotated as poly(A) binding protein cytoplasmic 1 like. The transcript has 11 exons. The record is from RefSeq and is a predicted model, not a curated record. NCBI's taxonomy places the organism in Eukaryota, Metazoa, Chordata, Mammalia, Afrosoricida, Tenrecidae. Gene Ontology annotation, molecular function: RNA binding. Gene Ontology annotation, cellular component: ribonucleoprotein complex. Bases 1 to 1569 code for a protein of 522 amino acids.